CUCCUCCAACAUCUCCCGUCACCGACUCGUCUCUGUCACGAUGAACACACACACUCUCCCCAGCCCCGCCGGACCCUCGGGACAAGCCCAAGCCCUGGUUAACCUUUGGCACUUGCCAACGUGUUCGAUCUGACCCCUUGACACUUGAAGACAGCCUUGAUGCCCAACCAGCUCCAAGCGUUUAUUCGUUUCCUUCCAGUUGACUUUGUCCGUCGUUUCUCGACUUGUCACAUCCGGCGAAUCAGUGUGAUGCUCAUCGGUGGAGGCGAACUUCCUCGAGCGUUUUAACCUAGGUACGAACUAGCCAGAUCAGCCAGUGCGCAGAUGCUGCCAUCACCUCACCUCAACAGCAGGCCACCGUCAUUUAUCCCAUGGCCAUGCCAAUGGACGACGAAAGCCUCAUCCGACUUGACUGGAGGAAACUGCCCUCCCCCACGACACCAUCAGCAGAAAGGGUCCAACCGAUCAAGCUUGGGCUACGAGCGGCCCGACGAGUGCGGGAACCGCUGUGGGAGGGGGGGAAUGGGGGGAGGACCAUCCAUCACCACGCCUGUCACCGGUUCAUUGGUUUGGCAGCUGCAUGAAGCCCGCAUAAUCGUCCCCAGCACGCGGUCUCUCUGCUCCUCCUUAUCCCCCCUUCCCCAUCUUGGCUCGCUCAGUCUCCAGCUUGAGGACAUACAUACACACACACAGUUUGGCACUCUACCUCUCCUCCGCAUUCGCUGCGCGAUGCUGCUCUUGCAUAUGCGCUCCCCGGCGUCGCCCUCUCGGAAUCCAUCACUGAAUCUCCAUCAGCCCGAAGGCGAGUUGUCAGCUGCACCGUCGACUCCCUCCUUCUCUUUCACCCUGCCAAUGGUCAAUGGCAGCCCAUGGCCAGCUCGCGAGGAGGUGGACAGCUCCGGGUUUAAAUACGCUUCGCGAGCCUUGAGCAUUUUGCCAUGCCAUGUCCGUCUGUCUUGUCUGCUUUUGUGCUUUACCAUGUUUACAUCUCCUCUCUCUCUCUCUCUCCGUACGAUUUCGGCCUCCCAGCUGCGUGAACCAUUGAUCAUCCACCUGUACUCUACACCUCCUUUUGUCACAUUCCGUCCUAGUCAGUCCUAGUCGUGUU
This is a messenger RNA of Colletotrichum destructivum, 1108 nucleotides long. RefSeq lists its product as uncharacterized. The record is from RefSeq and is a predicted model, not a curated record. Bases 325 to 1101 code for a protein of 258 amino acids. Lineage: Eukaryota; Fungi; Ascomycota; Sordariomycetes; Glomerellales; Glomerellaceae. The transcript is spliced from 2 exons.